Messenger RNA from Trachemys scripta elegans, 2890 nucleotides. It is a transcript of the gene STX3, whose product is annotated as syntaxin 3. Gene Ontology annotation, molecular function: SNARE binding; SNAP receptor activity. The record is from RefSeq and is a predicted model, not a curated record. The coding region runs from base 285 to 1256 and encodes 323 amino acids. Gene Ontology annotation, cellular component: presynaptic active zone membrane; postsynapse; plasma membrane. Gene Ontology annotation, biological process: exocytic insertion of neurotransmitter receptor to postsynaptic membrane; intracellular protein transport; synaptic vesicle fusion to presynaptic active zone membrane. The transcript is spliced from 13 exons. NCBI's taxonomy places the organism in Eukaryota, Metazoa, Chordata, Testudines, Emydidae.
CAUUAGAGAGACAGGGUGAGGGAAGUACUGUAAUAGCUUUGACUGUCCCAACUUCUGCCGGCCACAGAGACCAGCUCACCCUACCUCACCCAUCUUGUCUCUCUCCUAGCUCUUUAAGAGAUUGUGGGGCAGCAGAUUCUUGCACAGCCUGGGCGGGAAGAAGGCGAAGAACCGUCCCCCGGGCCUCUGCGGGCGCUAGGACUUCCUGGAGCGACGCCGGGCGUCUGGGAAGAGCCGCUAGGAGCCUUCACCUGCUCGGAGGAGCUCCGGGGCGCCGGGGCACCAUGAAGGAUCGGCUGGAGCAGCUCAAAGCCAAGCAGGACCAGGAUGACGAUGCUGAUGAUGUGGAGAUUGCCAUCGAGAACACGGGGUUCAUGGACGAGUUCUUCUCCGAGAUUGAAGAAACCCGACAAAAUAUCGAGAAAAUUGCAGAGAAUGUGGAGGGGGCAAAAAAGCUGUACAGUAUCAUCCUGUCCGCCCCCAUCCCUGAGCAAAAGACGAAAGAUGACCUGGAGCAGCUCACGGCAGAGAUAAAAAAAAUAGCCAACAGUGUCCGAAACAAGCUUAAGAGCAUGGAGCGGAGCAUUGAGCAGGAUGAGGUCCAGUCGUCAGCGGAUCUGCGGAUACGGAAAUCCCAGCAUUCUGUCCUUUCCCGGAAGUUUGUCGAUGUGAUGACCAAGUACAACGAGGCACAGGUCGACUUCCGAGAACGUAGCAAAGGGCGGAUCCAGCGGCAGCUCGAGAUCACUGGGAAGAAUACAACGGAUGAGGAGCUGGAGGAGAUGCUAGAGAGUGGAAACCCCUCGAUAUUCACAUCUGGGAUCAUGGAUUCGCAGAUCUCAAAGCAGGCACUGAGUGAGAUCGAGGGGCGGCACAAGGACAUUGUGCGGCUUGAGAGCAGCAUCAAGGAGCUUCACGACAUGUUUGUGGACAUCGCCAUGCUGGUGGAAAACCAGGGCGGGGUCCUAGAUAACAUAGAGCUGAACAUGAUGCAUGCGGUAGACCACAUAGAGAAAGCGCGCGAUGAGACCAAAAAGGCUCUGGUAUACAAGAAAAAGGCACACAAGGGAGCCAUGAUCGACCGCAUAGAGACCAACAUGGACCAGUCGGUGGGCUUUGUGGAACGGGCCGUGGCUGACACCAAAAAGGCUGUGAAAUACCAGAGCGAGGCCAGAAGGAAGAAGAUCAUGAUCAUGAUCUGUUGUAUCAUCCUGGCCAUCAUCCUGGCUUCCACCAUUGGGGGCAUCUUCGCCUGAAUGCCCAUCUCCUGCCCUCCCCCACCACAGAUGGAUUUGCAGAUGGCCUUUCACCGUUCUUCCACUCUGCACCCUGGUGCCACCCGUCAAAUGUUCUUUCCCAUCUGGAUUUCUCACCAGCUCUACCUCCUCCUCUUUACGGAGAAGUCACAGGCCUGGCCAGUGGACCCUAUCUGUCAGAUAUUCACCAUUCAGAGCAGUCCUGGCUGGAGGGGCAGAGGAAGCCGGAAUAGAACAGGGAGGAUGGGCCACAAAGACAAAACCAAACAAGACACCAUGGGGAUGAUGCUAGCUGACACGAAGGGAAGUUCAUCUUCCAAUGUAACCAUUUUCAGACUCCACGUUUAUUGGCUGUUUAAAGUGCUUCUAAAUAUCAACCUUUUAGUUCAACUCUGUUCUUAGUCCUAGUGGCUCCUUCUGCCCAUUUGUGUGUGAAGAGUGACUAGCCAGCAGAGGACAUCCAUUCAAUGGAAUGUGUAUGCUCAGCACAAACUUAUUGAAGGGUGGGGAAUGGCACAGUCCUGCCUCUGUUGCUCUGGGAUCCUCAGUUCUCCUCCUUGGUGGACAGGGAUUAAAGACCGCAUCUGACAUUGUAACUGUCAGUACAUCAAAAGUGUGAUCAGGCACUGAACUGUCAGAACAUCUUUCCCCAGAUAAGCAAUAUAGCUGUUUUCACUCUGAUUCCUGUGACCCCUAUUUCUCUGGCUCUUUCCCAGUCCACUCCUGCUGCUGAGGGUGGGAAUCAGAACAUGCUUGACCUGAAUCACUGACACUUGGAAGGCAGUUAAGCCCUUCACUCACUCAGCUAGGGUCUACCAGAUCAGCGGGUAGUAAUCGAUCCACCGGGGAGUGAUUUAUCACGUCUCAUCUAGACAUGAUAAAUUGAUCCCUGAACGCCUUCCCCGUCGACUCCAGAACACCAGGGCAAGAGGCAGAAGCGGAGUUGACGGGGGAGCUGCGGCAAUCAAUCCCGUGCUGUGAGGACGCAAGGUAAGUCUAUCUAAGAUACGUCGCCUUCAGCUACGCUAUUCUCGUAGCUGAAGUUGCGUAUCUUAGAUCGAUUCCCCCCACCCACCCACCCCCCGCCAGUCUAGACCAGCCCUUAAGUCACAAAAUAGACUGUAUUCCCUUGUUUAGCUGUGGGACAGUCUCAUUUAUCCUACAGAAAAAUCUUUCACCUGAAAGUUUGUCACUUAUUUUGAACCCCCAAACUGUGUCAACUUGAGCGUAUUUGUUGUUUGUUUUCCCCCUCUCCUCAGAUAAAUCAUUUCUGCAGUAGGAUGCUGUCACUCCAUACAUCUCCUGAUGCUUCUAUUCCUUUGGGUCCUUGUCUAUCCACAUGAGGAAAGCUCUAAGGUUGCUUUCCCCUCCGUUACUUGUACUAGUGAGAGAUUCUUCAGAAAGAGGGAGACCUCCAUGAAAUCUAAUGAUCCCUCCCCAGUUACACAGAGGGCAAAUGACAUGUUCCCUUUGAGGGUCAGCUCUAAGUGGAGCAGAGGAGACUCUGCCUCACUCAGUGCUUAAGACAACCCCCACCCUGAAUUUAUAUCAGCUGUUAUUUGUAUAGUUACUGUUCUAAAGGCACAAUCAUCUAUACAGAAGCCUCUUUCUGAAUAAAGAGUUCAAUUCAGUGA